CGCUUUGGCCCGGGCUGUGUUCCGCUGCGUCGGGAAAUCAGAAUCGGACGCAGAUCAGAGAGAAACAAAUCUUCUGACAGGAGAGAAAAGUUCAUGGUGGAGUUUCUGCGGAGCGCGGACGAGCACAUGAAGUCCAAGCUGAACAUGGAUAGUUUGAGCAAGCCGGAGUUGCUGAUGCUUUUCAGCAUCCUGGAGGGAGAGCUGGAGGCCCGGGACCUGGUCAUUGAUGCCCUGAAGGCCCAGCGUAAAGAGCUGUUCAUCCAGGAGCGCUACGGCAGAUACAACCUCAGCGACCCCUUCCUGGCCCUGCAGAGAGACAGCCAGGCCGUGGGUGAUCAGAGCAAGGACCCGGGCUGUUCUGCCCCAGCCUCCAACCCUCUGGUGGUUCUCAAACUGGUGGUGAGCCACUGCAGGAGGAUGCAAGAGAAGAUGUUGGCCCAGCUGGCUGCAGCGGAGAGCAGGCACAGAAUGGUCAUUGCAGAUCUGGAGGAGGAAAAGAGGAGGCAUGCUGAGGACACAGCCGAGGGAGAUGACGUCACUUACAUCCUGGAGAAGGAGAGGGAGCGCUUACAACAACAGCUGGAGUUUGAGCGUAGCCAGGUCCGGCGGUUGGAAAAAGAACAGCGGCGAAUUGCUGACCAGCUCGAAGAAGAACGGGCACAGCACAAACAGCUCUCCUGCGCUUUGGCCAAAGAGUGCAAGUGGGCGAGUGCCAGAGCUCUGGAGGAGGGUCACCGGCAGACUGAGCUGAGCCGUAAACUCGACAAGGAAAAGGAGGCAUGUCACGCCUUGGAAAAAGAGCUGGAGGAUGAGAGGAGGCGAACGCUUCGGAUGGAGGCGCGAGUGGAGGAGCAGCUGGCUGAGUUUGACACGGAGCGAGAGCAACUCCGCUCACGCUUAAAGAAGGAGGAGGCUCACUGUCAACAGCUACAACAGCAGGUAGAGGAGCUGAAGAGGAACCUGGAGGAGGUGAACAUGAUGACAGAUGCAGCGCCAGUGGAGGCAGAUGAGAAGGAGUGGGCCACUAAAGUUCCUCCAGGAAAAACAACAGUAGACACUAUCGAGGUCGAGGACAUUGAGGAAGACAGAAACCAGCCCGUGCAACCAAAAGUCAACGGUCAUCAUUGUCCAAUGGAGACCAACGGGCACCACGGUCCAAACAACGUUCUCCCAGAGACAAUGUGCCAAGAGAACGGGAAUGAAAACCCUCCAGUUCAUCAGAACCAGACGUCAUUCUCCCCCUCCGCUCUGCCUCCUUCCUCCCCCUGCGCCUCGCCUGUUCUUGCUAAACGUCCAGGAGGCAGCCCCAGUCCUGGUAGCUACCAGUCUCCCUACCAGGCCGGGAUCAACCAGCGCUUCCAUGCUGCUCGUCACAAGUUCCAGGGUACGACUGACCCAGAACCUCAGUCCCAGGCCGCCCCGCCGGCUCCUCCUCUCUCGCCAAAGGAACUCCCCACUGUGACCAACACCUCCUCCCCGGAGGCCAGUCCAGUCAAGCAGAUGGCCCGCAGCACAGUCACCCAGGUCCUGUCUCGCUUUACCACUGUCCAGCAGAAUGCUACACCAAAGCUCGCGGCACCAAACAACUCGCCCUUUGGUACAGACUACCGCAGCCUGGCAGCGCCCUUGUCUCCCGUCAUUGGAAGGGCAGCGGGGGCUCUUCCCCAGGGGAUCAGAUCACCCAUCAUCCCCAGGGCGGACAGGGGAAAUCCUCCACCCAUCCCCCCUAAGAAGCCCGGUCUGGCACAGGCCCCUCCAUCCCCGGCGGCGGUUCCCAGGUCUUCGAGCCAUUUCUCCGACAGCCCCCUCUCAGGCAGCUGUGGCCUCACCUCCGGCCAGGAGGGAGUCAAAGAACUGGACAUGGUGGUUUCAUCCAAUUAAGUGAUCACAAUGAAUUUGUCAGCUGCUGCUCUGCUCGUGACAUCACAGUUUGAUCCACAUCUCAUAAUUGAGAUUAAGACAUUGUUUUGUAUGAGACAGGAUUUAUAUCCUGUGUUUAUUUGAACAAAGGUCCCCUCAAACACUGUUACGUUAUUUGUAUUUAUUAGAAUUUUUUAUCAUAUGAGUUAAGGCACUCGUUUAGGUAUUGGUUCAGGAGCUGGUGCUAAUGUGCAGCUCCAACUGAUAGUUUUAGUUUCCAAAUGUGCCAACACUAUAUGCUGGGUGGUUACAGCAUCCUGCUACAGUCUUUCUUAAUGGUGUAUUAUUUCCAAAGAAUACAACUUAUUAACCAACAAGGUGUAAUUUUUUUCCCUCAUUACUUUUUCUCAAGUAUAUAUGUGGAUUUUAAUUAUAGCAAAGAAUCAUCAUAAAUCAUCCUUGGACCAAUGUAUGCUACAUAGUCUUGUUUCAUUGUACAGUAAUUUUUAUAAAAGUGUAUAGUUUAUUUUAUUAUUGUUCCUUAGUAUAUCAUGUAUAAUAGUUUUAUACAACAGAUAUUCUAAUCAGUGUUGUACAUCAUGUAGUACGUUAAUGUUGUUAAUAAUGAUAAAGAUCAUGUAGAUUACAUGCAGUCACCAUUAGAGAGUGAUGGUUUUUUUAUUGGUAAUAUUCAGAGAGCAGGGUGGCUGAUGGUUGAUAUAAUGAUAUAAUAUUGAUACUAUGUUGUUUUUAAUUUGACAUAUUUUAAAAUACAACAAUUUAAUCAUAACAAAUGAGACAGAAAAUAGCCAAACUUUUUAACAAUUAUUCACUUUUCAAUUUUCACUUCAAUGUCUGCAGAGAUUUUCUGUAAUCGUUGUACAAUAUGUUUAAGAUGCUGAUGUCUUGCCUUUGUCAUUUAUAAAGAAAAACACUGCAAAUAUAAUAUAGUCCACUGUGGCUCUGAUUUAUAUCAUGACACUACGCUGUGCUUGUUAUCAGUAGUGACAGAUUUAAUAAAUUAGUCCCAAAGUU
Messenger RNA from Hippoglossus stenolepis (Pacific halibut), 2895 nucleotides. It is a transcript of the gene cttnbp2nla, whose product is annotated as CTTNBP2 N-terminal like a. NCBI's taxonomy places the organism in Eukaryota, Metazoa, Chordata, Actinopteri, Pleuronectiformes, Pleuronectidae. The coding region runs from base 94 to 1881 and encodes 595 amino acids. The record is from RefSeq and is a predicted model, not a curated record. The transcript has 7 exons.